Molecule: messenger RNA, 12307 nt
Organism: Odontomachus brunneus
Lineage: Eukaryota; Metazoa; Arthropoda; Insecta; Hymenoptera; Formicidae
Gene: Fak
Exons: 22
Coding region: 4571-9997 (1808 amino acids)
Biological process (GO): protein phosphorylation; signal complex assembly
Cellular component (GO): focal adhesion; cytoskeleton
Molecular function (GO): protein tyrosine kinase activity; ATP binding
Source: RefSeq, a predicted model, not a curated record
CACCCAGCAAAGCGCCUGCUCCCCUUGAACCGGCGAAACGUAUACCUGACGACGCCGCCGCCGCCGUGGCACCAGCGACGCGCGUACGUUCACGCUGUUGCUAGGCGCCGCUGUUACUCCGUUCUCUCCGUCCCCGUUGACCGCAUCGACGUCCACGCAGCAGCGAUCUCGUCGACGCCGUCUCGGCUCGGGUCAUCCGUCCGUCGCGUUGCGACGCCGCGCGUACCGCCAACUUACCCGGGACCUUCGAGCGAGUCAAGGUCGCCGCCGUGCGCCGCGACGCCGGCGGCUCGCGCGGGGUCAUCGUGCGGCACCGUUGAGCUGCGCGCCGCGGGUCGACUCGGUGACUUCGAUGACGACGAGGACGGCGACGCGCGUCGACAUGGUCGCAUUUGUGAUGUGAACUUGGAGGACGACCGGUGUGUGUGAUCGGAAGGGUUGAUAAUCUCGUGCGUGAACAGGCUGGACAUUCCCAGAGCGGAGCUGUGAUCUCGGAGGGAUCCGAAAUCGAGUGGGAGCGAGUGAAAAGGGAUUUCGUAGAGUGUUUGUUUGGUAAAGUGCUCCUCACGGGCCGAUCGUCCCGUCGUGAGAUAAAGCGGGAGAAGGCAAGGAUAAGGCCGUGAAUGAGAUUCGUGUGAAGAAUCUUGCACCGCUCCAGCUUCUCUGGAAAUUGAGGCGAGCUCUUAUCAAAUUGAAACUCGCGAAAAUAUCGUCGAAUUGAUUUGGUCACAAAAAUUCAUCCGAAUUAGGUGGAGAGAUUGUCUCAGUGGGUCGGGAUGUCGUCGUGAAUUUUUUUCCCGUUCUUCACCCGGGAAAUAAGUACCCUCGAUGAAGGAAGCUCGCUACUUCUCUGGAGCGGCGGAGUUGAGCCGUACUCUCUGAAUUUCCGCGACUGGCAAUAUUGAUGCGCCAGUAAGUUUGGAGGAGGUCGAUGAGUCGGAAAAUCUCCGGGGAUCGUUUUACGGCUUCCACCGCGGCCGAAAGUGUUCGAAGGUAAAGCCCGGAGUCGGUGGGUGGCCCGACGAUGAGAGGCGGAAGAUUUCGUAGCGUGAUGUCAAGGUUGCACGACCUUGGUUCGGUCGCUGACACGGGCGGCUAAAUUCCGUAAAAUCGGGCGUGUCGCAAAAUCUGUAGCUUCUCUCUCCUUCUCUUCCCCUCCCCUCUUUAAUUAAGACCUGGCGCAUACUUUCUUCUUGCUGAAUCUCUCUCUAACUUUCCUUGGCACAAAAAUACACACGCGAAAAUUCUCCCAACUGCACAGCACUUGAUAUCUGUUUGCAUAUAACUCCAUUAUUGACAGAGUCUUUGAAACUUACAAAUCAGGGAAAUAGUGUCUAUAAUAAUAUCUCAACGUCGCGGAUACCUCAAGAAGGGAACUACAGAGAGCAGAAAUAUUUCUCAAACGCGCAUUUGUUUGCUUAAAGAAUUUUCUCCCUCGAAUAACUCGAGUGCUUCCUGUUAUUCGCGGGGCAUAUAAUAGCUUCUCGCGGAAGGAUCCACGGUUACCUCUUGAAUCUUUUUUAUUUUAGCAAUAUCGCCGCGGAGGCACUCGACUUACAAGUUCUAUUGAUCCAAUUUAGAGUUCUUACCGCAUCGCUGAGACGGUCUCGAGCUACACCAGGGUUCAAUGGUCCGUGUAGUAGCUUGAGUUUAUAUUCCUGAUUCGCGGUAAUGUAUCGGCAUCAGCAGAACCACGUAGGCGUAACUUUGUAAGAUUUCACGAGAGCCAGACGAGCGGCCUUCUCGGACUCUCGUGGGUUUUUGAUGUCGUGUAUAUAUGGUGUACGGUACUCUGUGAAAAUUCACGUGCGAGGCAAAAUUAACGCGAGAUCGUGCGUUGUUCCUCAGAAUAAUUCAAGCAACCGUGAAUAUUCGGCGCAAACAAUUCCGUUAACAUCGAAUGAAGAAAUGAUGUUACCUGCGCAUUGAACUCUCGUUGGAUCGUUUGAUUGAUUAUGUACCUAAGGCUCGUAUUAAUAGUUAUUGCUUGAAACUCAUCGUCUCUAGUGAGGCACUCGAACUUAAAUUCAGAGUUAGAUAACAACCUUUCAGUCGAAUCGCUUUAUCACCGAUAUAAAUACCACAUGUAUCUGAAAAACAUAUGGAAAUCACAUGUCGACUGAAAAACUUGAAUCUAGCUUGGAAUAAACAUCUAUCUCGUAUGAAACAAGUUGAUGGCUAUUAAUGUGGACUUUAUUUCUCCUUCUCGGAAAUAGUAGUCACGAUAGACUGAUAUAUAUAAGUUUACUUUAUAGCAACUUUAGGUAUAUUAACUCAUGAAAUUCACGUGGAUAUCGCUUAUCACUGACUGGGUCACGAUCAUAUUUGUUACAUGGAAUGACGAAAUAUAAAUACGGAAGAAAAUGAUCAAAUUUGCUCAAAUAACAUGUCAUGUUAAAUGUAACAUAAAGAUCUGUAACUUUUGGUGAAUUUGUUGCUGCAUCAAUGCAACAAAGAAUUUACAUUGUUGUAUGACGUAAAUUUAAUAAUUAAUGCAAUUCGCGGUAUAUUUGCUUCAUAAAUGUAAUUAAAACGAUUGCACAGUUUCCAUCAUCGAUUGUCUCUGAUAAUCACGAAAGUCUGUCUGGGAAUGUGAUUGAAAUUGGUCUAUUCUAAAAGUCGCAUUAUUAGCGCUCUGCGCACAGCCGCGCAACCCUCGGGGGCGGGAAUGCCGGUGAUCUAUCGCAGGUUCACGUACGAGCUCGGGUUGAUACCUGGGGGGUUGCACUGCAGUGUCGGGCUGCAGUGACUGCAGGCAAGCAGGCAGGUAGGCAGUCAGGUUUAGGCGGUGUCCCGCAGUUUGGGGUAGGUUAGGUACGCUCAUACAUAUACGUCGCGUUUGCACGCGACGCUCUUAUCAGUCGUGAAGUUUCUUACGGAGACAGCGGAACGUUUCUGCAACAUUGAAUAUUUAGCGAUAACGGCGCCUCACCGGGUCACGUUACUCUCCGUUCUCUCUCUCUCUUCCGUCUAUCGAAAAACGCCGAAACAAGUUCGCCAUUUCUCCGGGAACGACGCCGCUCCAGAAACUCGCAACCAAAAAUGUAGAUCGCAUGUCGUCAAAUUAAAAUGACAAAAAUACACCAAAUUUAUCUUGCCGUUUGCUAUCUGCUCGAGCUAUUUUUGCUCUUGUUGCCAAUCUCACACAUAAGUCGUACGCGCAAACAAAUAUGCAAGAAUUUUAUAGUAAAUUCAUUAUAUAGUAAAAAUCAUUAUAUAUUUUAUAGAGAGAAUUUUAUAGUAAAAAUCAUUAUGUUUAUUUCAAAAUUUUUUUAAUGAAAAAUAGAUUGACAAUUUGCAGUAAAUGUUUAUCCUUUUAUUUCAUAUGUGCUACUUAAAAGUUUGUUCUGUAUGAAAUUUACUGCGUUCCUUAGCAACACAGAAAAAGAACAUUCUUAUUUACAGAAUACUUUUAUUUUUGACAUGUUAUUCUUCUGAGAUUACCUAGUGUUAAACAAAGAUAAAUUACUUGCAAGGAUAUAUUUUAUACGAUUUUCAACAAAGAAAAGUUUUAUUGUUUAGAGGUAAUUUUCAUUAGUGAAAAUCGCAAAAUGUUGGACUGACAUGAUGCUUUUAAAUGUCGGAAGAAGAUGUCAUUAUCACCAAAAUAAUGGCAAAUAACUGUAUAGUAUUUUUUAUAUAAGAUUAUUACAAUAUGAAGUGAAAUUAUAAUUGUUGAAAUUCAAGGCUUUAAAAUUCCUCAAACAAAAUUACACAUCGUUGCUUACAUAUGAAACAAUAAUUGUUAAUUUGAGUAUAUUAGUUUUGAAUUUCUUUCUGCGAAAAGAGCUACAAUAUUCUCUCUGUGUAGAUAUAAAAUGAAAGGAAUACACGAUGUUCAUUUGCAAUACAAAUGUAUGAUUUAUUCAAUAUAGAUUGAAUAUAAUAGGUGUAUUUAAUGCACAUAUUACAGCGCAUUAUUAUCGCUGUUGACUCAUCCGCAUUGUGUCGGCUACGUAGACUAGACAUAUCUGCUCGAAAUGCGAUCACAAUCCGGCUUAACAAUCAUAUCGGGAUAACCGGCGGCAGCGUCUCGGAAGAACAAGACCCAGGGAGGGUCGUUGAUCGAAGAAGGACACGCCAGGACAGGGUCCUUUGGUGCACCUGUCGCCCGACGACUGUUUGUGCGAACGUAUCGAUUCGGGUACCGGCGAUGCAGUGAACGAGAGAGACGAGACAACGGCGGUGCAAAUAGGAGACCAGCCUGGAACUCGUUUAAUCCCGCCUUCGUCCUUUCGCGCGGCGCAAUGCUGUGAAUCGUUCGUGCGACGAGCGACGACCGGGCACACACACACACACACGGGGUCCUUCUGAUUUAUCCGGCGAUCCAAUUUCGUCGUCGAACAAAACAGCGCGCGGUCAACAUGAGCAGUUGCUGAACAUUGAUCGCUGACACGGACGAGGGGAAUUCGCGCAACGCUGGAAGACGUGUGGUGUAUCUGACUGGACCCCGUCAUCACAUCGCCGGUGUCACACGUAUCUUAUCUCCAUACCGUCCUACGAGGAAGCCGUGGUGAUAAGUGGUGGGUGAUGAUAAGUGACCCACCGUUUCGAAUGAAGUGGUUUUAGGAUGAUGGUGGAGCGUGUCGAGGAUCACCUCUUCAUGUAUCGACGCCCCGUCUACCGCGUCUUCCAGUACCUCGAAACUACCGACCAUGAGGGGAUGAGCACUGGAGCAGGAGAUGGAGGUGGAGGCGGUGUCGGAGGUGUCCAGAGCAGCGGCGGUGGUAGGAACACGCCGCCGCAUGGUUCACCCACCCCCAUGGACAAGGCGACCUUAAAGGUUCAUCUUCCCAACGGUGGCUUCAACGUCGUCAAAUUCGGCGAUGCGAUCGACGUUCGAGGUAUCAUCUCUCUAGUCACCAGUCGACUCGCUGUUGGUGCCAGACACUACCGGAAUCUGUACGCGAUGAGGCUUCACCAUCCCGGAUCCGGAGAGAGUUAUUGGUUGCAUCAGGACACAACAAUGUAUCAGGUGCAGGAAAAAUACGAGCGAAAGCAUCCGCACUGCGAGUGGAGGUACGAGCUCCGAGUGCGUUACUUGCCUCAAAAUCUAAACGAUCUUUACGAGAAGGACAAAGUCACGUUUUAUUACUACUACGAUCAGGUGCGAAACGACUAUCUGUGCGCGAAUCACGCCGCUUUGGAUCAAGACGUCGCGGUUCAACUGUGCUGCCUGGAGAUUCGCUAUUUCUUCAAGGACAUGCCGCAAAUUGCACUGGACAAGAAGAGCAAUCUGGAAUACCUGGAGCGUGAGGUCGGCCUGCAUAAAUUCUUACCGCGUUCCGUGCUGAACGGGAUGAAGCCGAAAGCGCUCCGAAAAUUGAUACAGCAGCACUUCAAGAAAGUCGCGGCGCUGUCCGAGCUGGAAUGCAUGUUCAAAUUCUUCGACUUGCUACGAGCGCAUUACCGAUUCGAUCAGGAAAGGUUCAUAUGCGCCUUAGGGUCAAGCUGGUCAAUACCCGUGGAACUAGUCAUCGGACCGGACCUAGGCAUAUCUUACAUGGCUCAUCGAGGUGGGACAGUGCCUACUAGAAUGGCGGAAUUCACGCAAAUACAAUCUAUCCAAACGUUAGUCUCGGACUGUAAGGAGCACGCGAAGGCCUGUAUUAAAUUGAGAGUCGCGGGAGCCGCGGAGACUCUCAGCAUUACUUGUUCCAGUCUGGAUCAAGCGGAGAGUCUUGCGGAUCUGAUUGACGGAUAUUGCAGACUGGUCACCGACAGCAACACUUCGUUGUGGAACAGGAAAGCUGGGUCGUGGAAGAAUUAUCCCUGUCCGUGCAAAGACGCACAACCGCCAAAAUACAGACAAGAUGGUGCCAGCAGUCCCGAGAAAAACGCCGGUAAAACUGGAACCAUUUUGUCGGAAGAUUAUGCGGAAAUCGUCGACGAGGAAGGAGAUUAUUCGACACCAGCCACCCGAGAUUACGAAAUAGUGCGGAAUCAGGUGGAACUAGGUGAAAUUAUAGGAGAGGGUCAAUUCGGUAACGUUCACAAGGGUUCGUACAAGGGAAGAGAUGGCCAGACUAUCGCCGUCGCCGUGAAGACAUGCAAGGUCGACGCCACGGCCGACAAGUUUCUCGAGGAAGCUUAUAUCAUGCAGCAGUUCGAGCAUCCGCACAUCAUUAGACUAAUCGGAGUCUGUUCUGAGGGGGCGCCAAUCUGGCUCGUGAUGGAACUUGCUCGACUCGGAGAAAUGCGCGCUUAUCUGCAGUCCAAUAAACACCGUCUGGAUCUCGCCACGCUUCUACUAUAUACCUUUCAAUUGAGCACUGCCCUGUCGUAUCUCGAAAGCAAGAAAUUCGUGCACAGAGAUAUCGCUGCAAGGAAUGUGCUAGUCUCGUCGCAUAGUUGCGUCAAGCUGGCGGAUUUCGGCCUCAGUAGAUGGGUAGAAGAUCAGAGUUACUAUACCGCCAGCAAAUGCAAACUGCCAAUUAAGUGGAUGGCGCCGGAAAGCAUAAAUUUCCGAAGAUUCACAACUUCAUCCGACGUUUGGAUGUUUGGCGUGUGUAUGUGGGAGAUUCUGAUGUUAGGCGUAAAACCAUUCCAAGGAGUAAAAAAUAACGAAGUGAUCCGCAAGCUGGAGAAUGGAGAAAGGCUCGCGCUUCCUAAUCACUGCCCACCGAGAUUAUAUUCCCUGAUGUCUCAGUGUUGGAGCUACGAACCCAGCAAGAGACCGACGUUUAAAGAGAUCAGGGAAACUUUACAUGAGAUUUUGCUGGAAGAAAAGCAUCAGCAGCAGGAAACAAUGCGACGCGAGAACAGAAGAGUACAAGCCAUGUCUUGGGGUGCUGACGAUGUGCCGCCACCAAAACCCUCCCGGCAGCCGCAGAACACGACGGAACAAUCUCAGUUGACUGCCGCGGCGCCGUCCACGUAUAUCGUGGCGCAGAGUCCCGAGGUUCUCGCGCAACUACUCAAGGAUAACCAGGCCAGAGGGGUAUGUCCCUCCGUGUACACGACACCCGCGUCCCCCUUCAACACCCUGGCGGUGCAGUUUCAGGACGAGGAUCAAGUCCUGACCACCGCCGUCGUCUCCGACCUGCCUUUCUUCGACCCCGCGCUCUCCGAACCGUCCGUCACGCACGACACCCAGUCGGGCGAUUCUACCCUGUCCGACACCAACCUAGACUCCCUCGACUCCGCGGACAACGCUCCCCUCAUGUCGAGCCUGAGCAUUUCAGACACGGCGCAGACGCAGUCGCCCGCCGCCAACCGAAAGCAGCAGAAGGUUAAAGAGAUGCAAAACUUGUAUGCGGUUAGCUCGAAGGUGGUCGGUAGCGUCACGGGGGACCUGUACUCCCCCGUGCAGAAAUUCCCCGCGUCCUCCAGCGCCGUGGCGGCCGCCGGCGGUGCCGUGACCGCGGUCGUCGCGACGGGCAACGCCUGCGGCCCCGAGAUAUACGGGCCGGUCGCUAGUUUCACCCAGAGCUCGGCUAUCGUUGGUAAUCUCAGUCAGAGCGCUAGCGUAGGUGGUAAUUAUGGUGAGAACCCCGGAAACUUUGGUCCCAGUAGUUUGGGCAGUGUUGUCAUACCGAGUAGCAAUCAGGCGCAGUUCGCGAGCGGCUCGCAUGCUCAAAGCCAGCCAGUUGGUUACGGUAACUUCGCGGCUACUAACAACGCUAGUCAGGUAUUCGCUGGCGGUCAGUCCACGAGUCAGAAUGCGAGUGGCGUGCAACAGAAUGUUAGCAGCAGCGGCGCUGUUGGUGGUGUUGGUGUGGGUGGCGGUGGUUGUGUUGUUAGUAGUGGUAGUGGUGGUGGUAGUAGCGGUAGCGGUGGUAGUGGCAAUGCCGCUGCUGGCGUGUAUCGCAACAUUAGCUCGGCGAAUGUACCCAAUUCCACGUCGAGCGCGGAAUGUUUGUACGGCCCGGUCCUGAAGUUCCGCGCGCAGAACGUCCAACCCCAAUCAGCCGGCCCGAUCGAGUUGAAGCCUGUGAACGCGUCAGCCGGUAAUUACGGCCAAACUGGAAGAAGCAGCCUGGUCUACAGUCCCACCCCGGCGCAGAGUCUACAGUCGCAGCCGGCAUAUCCGCAGAAUUACCCACAUCAGCAGAUCUACUCGAACAUCGCCCAACCGGGCCAGCAAGCUAUGUAUCUGCCACAGAUGCAACAUGUGCAGAAUAUCGCGCGGCAGAACGCCGUUCCGCAGGCCGUGUCGUACGCGGUGAUACAGCACACGAAUCAUCAGCAGCAGCAGCCCCAAUUGGCCGGCCCCAAUCCGAUCUACACGGCCCACGCGACGUCCGUGUCGCUGGUUCAAGCGCAAAAGAUGCACAUGCCGAAUUACGCUCAGCAAGUGCCGACUGGAAUCGCCGGUCAGCCAGUGACUUGCCAAGUAACCGGCUCCAAUCAGCCGGCGAGUCUCCCUAUAAUGCAGACCUCGAUUCAGUCGCAUUUCAUGACACCGUCUGCCGUGAUCUCACAGAACGUUCAUCCAAUUUCAUCCGGCUACAUCGUGGACCAACAACAACCGAGCUCACUCGGUCCGAUAGAUCACACUCAAAUGCAUGCUAGUGUCGGCAAUAUAUCGCAAAUAACGCAGCCUCAGAUGGCAAGCGGCGUCGUGAAGGUCGCAAACGUGCCAUUAAUAGCGACGGGGGUCGCAAAGAUCACCACGUUCGUGGCGCAAAAGCAAGACGAGCAGUUGACAAGCUCGACAGACGGCACGCUCUCCGGAUCAUUGAUCUCAUCCGCUGUCAGCGACAGCACCAUGUCGUCUAGCAGCUCAAUGACAGAGGAGGUACAACAAGAUCAGAGGAACGUGCACUCGCAAUUGUUCGACAAUCUGACUGAUAAUUUCAACAGUGGCAUUGACGACGAGCAGAAGCUGCUGGAGCAACGACUGUUGGAGCAGCAACGGCAGUCCGAAGAGGAUAGUCGCUGGCUCGCGAGAGAAGAGAAACGCUUGUCGAUCGCUACGAGUGGUGAUGAAAGUGCUAGUCCCCCGGUUCCACGGUCAGUUACUCAAUCACCAAGCCAUGAACCGCAUUCCGCUAACACUGGCUCUCUCGGUUCGGACAAAGGUUCCGACAAAGUAAUCGUAGUAAAGAAAAUGGAACCCACACCCACUGCAGAUUUAGACAGAACCAACGAUAAAGUAUACGACUGCACGACAAGCGUCGUUCGUGCAGUUAUGUCAUUAUCACAAGGUGUUCAACAGAGCAAGGCUGAUCAGUAUUUAGAACUAGUACAUAGAGUAGGUAUCGAAUUGAGAGCACUGCUGUCUUCUGUGGAUGUUCUUGUAGAAAUAUUGCCGAUAUCCGCACAUCGCGAGGUUGAGAUGGCACAUAAAGUAUUAAGUAAGGACAUGGCGGAGCUCGUGGCCGCCAUGAAACUGGCGCAAAACUACAGUACCACUACGUUAGAUGCUGAAUAUCGGAAGGGAAUGCUUUCUGCGGCUCAUAUCUUAGCAAUGGACGCGAAGAAUCUCUUAGACGUGAUCGAUUCCAUCCGUAUUCGUUAUCCGUAUGUGGAUAGUCAGAUUUGCCAGAGGCAGAGCAAUGUUGUUAACAUGACACGGGAGUCCACGCCCGAGAAUCGCAUUCGCUCGAGUCAAUCCGGCGAGCAAUUUCUGAGAAGAAGCCAGUCGAGCGAACGACAAGCGCCGACCUUCCGACAAAGCCAAAGUGGAGACCUGUUGCACAGAAUGGGUCAGUCCGUGGACCGAUCUUCGCCGGGAAGUCAGUCCGAUGUCAAUUCCGGCAGUAGUCUAGAAAGAAGGCAUAACAUAGUGACCAACAGCCUCGAGCGUAAUUCGACCGCGAGGAGACAGAUAGCUACUAAUAGUUUAGAAAGAAAAAGACCGUCACUGACAUGUAACAUGGGGCCUAUGAAUAAUUCCGUAAAUCUACCACCGAUGGUUCCGGUCACUUGCAACUUAGUGCAGACCGUGAGUCCCGUCAUACAUCCGAGCCAGUCGGUAACAACGGGCGUCAGUCAACAAGUGUUCGCAGCCAACAGCAAAGCUACAAACGAGACUCCGAUAAACGACAGCUAACAACGAGGUGCCUUGAACUGAGGUAAACCACGAUAUCGCGCGCGCAACAUCUUUUCCCAUGUGAACGAAGCAUUUGUCACUCCUAAACGUACUGAUUCCAGGACUACUUCGGAUCAUUUGCUUAGUAUGUAUAUAAAUAGACGGCAUCCUACCAAGUUACCCGUGUACACAUCUACACGAAACAUUUCAACAACGGGAGAUCUAGUAUUUGUGCUUUUUAGCUCUUUUUAACAUUUAAAUAUGCAGGCAAUUUGCAUAUAAGCGUACUUAUAGAUAGGACAGUAUUCAUUAGUUGUAGUAGUAGGCGAUUUAUCACUAGAGAAUUUAAGUCACAGCUAUAUAAUGAAAUCACAACUCCAAAGCUUUAGGAUUAUCGUUACUAUUUGUUACAUGAUAACUACAUGUACGAGGUGACGCAAAGAUAAAUUUUUUCACGCGCAAGUAGAUUUACGCGAUUUAUUGGGUUAUCAGAGCUAUGACGUUAUUGAGAGAGAGAAGGGUCUCAAUUUAUUUAUCAUUCGCAUUAACGGCACAGAGCUUAAAAUUCACGCUUAAAGAGGAUCUUUUUUUUAGUUUCGUUUGUGUCAUCUCGUAGUCAGUUGGCGAUACAUAUACAUACAUGCAAACGUAUUUUAGAGCGUGCGUAUGUGUAUAUGGUUAUAAAUAUAUAUUUAAACGAACGCGAAUUCUCUCUUCAAUCAAUAUUACGCGAGAAUAUAAUUUCUUGUAGGACGUAAUCUUACAAUGUUGUUUUUAAUACAAGUUCGUAAUUUCAUAGUCUAUUUCCUACAUAUAGGAGUACUAUGGGGAGUGAUUAUAAUGUAAAAAGUGAGGGCGAAUGUUAUUUCUAUUAGAUAAUUAUUUAAUGAUUCGUACAAUUUUGCGACAUUUAUACGAGAUGUUUUGAUAAAAGGCAAAAACCAUUUUUCAGCGAGUCAGUUCCUACGAGACGAUAUUUUUAAGAAGUUCCAUCUUUACAUAAGAAUAUCAUUAAUAGCUCAUCAGUGCAGUUUGCGACGAUAUGUGCAUAUAUACGGCGCAUUUAUGAAAUUCACAUCCAGAUGUUCGAAAGACGAAAGAAAAGAUACUCCAUUUUACGAUUAAUCUUUUUUUGUGUUCUUGGGAAAGCUCAGUCUCUCACUCGCAAGGAAUGUUCUUCAUAUCUCAGAAUAUUAUGUUACGUUAUAUUGACACAUUUUGCUUGGAACGUUAUAAUUGACAUGAAGCGAGAUUCUCGUAGUUUGUGAAUUGUAAAUUCGAUAUAUUAAAUGGUAUGUGGCUUUAAAGAUUCAUGUGCCAAGGCGUGCUCGCAUGCUCGAAAGAAUAUAACAUUUGCUUUGUAAAUUUCAUUAAGUUAGAACGUGAAGCAGUUCUAUCUCAAGAAUUCGUAAUGAGUAUUUAUAAUUAUUGAUGGCAUCUUUCUAUCGAAAGUAUGAACCGCUUCUUUAACUUAUGUUGUGUGAGAGAGAGAGAGCGUAUAUUAUAUAAAUGAUAUUUAUUAUGCUAUAUUUGAGAGAGAAACGAUAUGUUAGCGAUCGAGCCAAUCCCAAUUUAACUGAUGCAUUUUGUAAAGUAAUGACACGUAUACUAUGUAUACACAUUUUCUAUAGCAGUCUUAUCACUUUGGUUUCAUAUACCGAAUUAUAUUACUUACUAUUACGAGUAUUUCUUUCAGGUUUAUAAAAGACAUUAUUCUACAAGUCAUAUAUAAAUUUGGUUCCCAAAUUUUUUUAUAAAGAUAUUUAUUUAUAUAGACAGAUCUUUGUGUGUGUGUGUGUACUUUCCCUCAAGUUUUCCACAGCAUUAUUCAUAAACGAAACGAUUUUAUUUUUACUUUGUAUCAUAUAUUGAGGUAAAUUUUAUUAUUUGACACGUAAUAGCUCAUAAUGAGAUUACAUCCAAUUUAGGAAUGGCCCAGGAAUCAUUCAAUUCACUGUAUUUCCAAGAAAUAUGUUAUAUUCAAUUAUAUAACUAUUGAUAAUGUCAAGUGCAUUAACGAAAAAUUUUACUUGAGCAAUAGCGAGAUGCUUCUAUGAUAAAACGGCAAUUUCAUAGUCAAUGGAAUGACAUAAUUGUUGGCCAUUGAAAUUAAUAAUUAUUCUCUAAUAUAUAACAUUAUGGUCUUUUAAGCGGUGAGAUAACAACAAUGUACCACCGAUAAUGUCGCUGUUAUGUCGGUUAAGCAAGAGAUGAUAAAAAUAAAUCAUAUGUAAUCUCAUUUCUCAUCUUAAAAAUAUUUAUAAAUUGUGUAAAUGUAACUAUGUAUCAUGAUCACGAGCAAAAUAAACUGCGCAUAUGAUUUCAACAUUU